Messenger RNA from Penicillium egyptiacum, 858 nucleotides. The record is from the annotation of a GenBank genome assembly. NCBI's taxonomy places the organism in Eukaryota, Fungi, Ascomycota, Eurotiomycetes, Eurotiales, Aspergillaceae.
AUGCCGCCCGUGAAAGAAGGCCGAGUCACGAAAUUGAAAGCCAAAGGACCGCGAACCACAACCCGACGCGUCUCCAACAGAAUCCCGCUGGUCGAACAGACCAACGCAUUAUCCAUUGGCGACUUCAUUGCUCAAUACGUGACUCCACUCACGCAGGCAGGAGAUCCAGCUAAAAAGGAUGCGAUUAAUCAACCGUAUCCAUCCCAAAAUCAGCAAAAGCAGGAUAUGACCCCAACACCACGCGUGGACAUCCACUCCGCAGCAACCAUCUCCGCAGCUGAUCUGGAAGCAUGUCUGGAUCUAGUCGAGCAAACCUCGAGCGCAGCCUACAUGGCGUCGAGCGCAGGCUGGUCGCGCACCAAGAAGCGGAAAGAGAUGAAAUUGCCCGACAUGAAGUAUUUUAUUCUGCGGGGCACACCGAAUGAUUCUGGUGAUUCUAGCGGGCAAAUUCCGGAGAGUGAUAUCGCCGACAACAAGGCUCCAACUUCGCCUCUGAAGGAAAGUGAUGAGUCUUUUUCAUCGAUUGGUACUGGUUCUCCAAAUGUGCUCGGGUUUUUGUCAUUUAUGGUUACCUACGAGGAUGGAAAGGAGGUUGUUUACUGCUACGAAAUUCAUUUGUCGCCGACGGCCCGGGGACGGGGCGCUGGGACGUUGCUGAUGGGUCGCAUGGAAGGAAUCGGUCGUGCUAUCGGCUUGGAGAAGUCUAUGCUGACGGUUUUCAAGUCUAAUGAGUCUGCUCGGCGAUUCUACGAGCGGCUUGGGUAUGAGGUUGAUGAGUACUCGCCCCGACCGCGCAAGUUGCGCAAUGGGACUAUUAAGGAUGUGGACUAUUUGAUCUUGUCGAAGAUGUUGAAAUAA